AUGUUACGAGGAAAAUUUGCCCCAACUGUCACUAGCCAAGGCAAAAGGCGCGCCUGGGACACAAUAUCCCAAACAAUCAAUGCCUCUUUUCCACUGGUGGUGCGGACAGGCGACGAUUGUGAGAAAAGGUGGUAUGUGCUGCAGUCCAAGGCAAAAGAUGAGAUUGCAGCACACAAGCGGGAAUCCUCACUCACAGGGGGUGGACCACCCGCAAAGCGGCUGUCCCAGGUGGCCGACACUGUCUUUCAAGUUCUGGGACACUCUGAGGUCAGUGUCACUGGGCUGCCAACAGGCAUUGACACAUCAAUGAUGCAGGCCCUUGAAGUGCAGCAAAGCAUGGAGCCAUCACAAGAACCGGGCCCAUCAAGUUUGCCGAUGAGAUUGCCGCCUGAACCAUCUGCAGCUGCUACUCAGGAUAGCCCGGCGGAUCAAACACCAUUCCCAUCCGCAGCACCUGCUCCGUCAACAUCCCUGCAGGAGAGCAGAUUGCAACUCACAAUUGAUGUGCUUGAACAACAAAAAAAAGUCCUUUCCCUUCAGGAGUACUACCGCCUUAAAAUUGAACACCUAAAAAAUAAACCAUUUACAGAUUGUGUUCUGUGUCUUGCAUUUAACAAUUGCAGGUGA
This is a messenger RNA of Oreochromis aureus, 627 nucleotides long. RefSeq lists its product as uncharacterized. Gene Ontology annotation, cellular component: nucleus. The record is from RefSeq and is a predicted model, not a curated record. NCBI's taxonomy places the organism in Eukaryota, Metazoa, Chordata, Actinopteri, Cichliformes, Cichlidae. Bases 1 to 627 code for a protein of 208 amino acids. The transcript is spliced from 3 exons.